Molecule: messenger RNA, 206 nt
Organism: Paramecium octaurelia
Lineage: Eukaryota; Ciliophora; Oligohymenophorea; Peniculida; Parameciidae
Source: the annotation of a GenBank genome assembly
UUUAGCUUUAGAAAAAGCAGAUUAAUUCUGACACAUCAUUCGUAUUUUAAAUAAUAAUGUUGACGGUAAAUAACGAUUGGCUUAUGGAAUUAGAAGUAUUAAAGGAAUAGGCAGAAGCUUUGCUACAUCAAUUACAGAGUAAUUCUGAUUCAAUAUUGAUGUCAAGGCGUUGAGACUCGAUUUAACAUAAAUAGCAGGAGAACUAA